Messenger RNA from Vigna radiata var. radiata (mung bean), 4445 nucleotides. RefSeq names its product exportin-4. The coding region runs from base 261 to 3755 and encodes 1164 amino acids. The transcript is spliced from 33 exons. Gene Ontology annotation, molecular function: nuclear export signal receptor activity. Lineage: Eukaryota; Viridiplantae; Streptophyta; Magnoliopsida; Fabales; Fabaceae. Gene Ontology annotation, biological process: protein export from nucleus. The record is from RefSeq and is a predicted model, not a curated record. Gene Ontology annotation, cellular component: nuclear pore; cytoplasm.
AACUUGGGCAGACAGAAGAAAGGAGACUGGGUUGGGUGUAGUAGAAGUGGAGGGACUGAACCCAGUCGCUCAGACACAUCACAGUCCAAUGGACCCUCUGCUUCUGCUCUCACCGCGCUUCAAAUAAAUUCUUCUUUCUUAUCUCACUACCCUAAACUCCUCACACUGUCACUCUUUCACUCUUCUCUUCUCAUUUUCCGAUUCAUUCACUUCUCAAGCUUCUUGUCAUCAUCGACGACGACACGAGGCGUGUUUCUGCGAUGGAAGGGUUUACUCCAACUUCAGAUUUGAAAGAGCUUCACUCCACCAUGCGAGCCAUCGAGCAGGCUUGCACUUCCAUUCAGAUGCAUAUCAAUCCAGGAGCUUCAGAGGCAGUUAUUUUGUCAUUAGGCCAGUCUUCUCAGCCAUAUAAGACUUGCCAAUUCAUUCUUGAAAAUUCACAGGUGGCAACUGCCAGGUUUCAAGCGGCUGCAGCAAUCCGAGAAGCUGCUAUUAGAGAAUGGGUUGUUCUCAGUAUUGAUGUCAAGAGAAACUUGAUCUGUUUUUGUCUAUUGUAUAUCAUGCAACAUGCUAGUUCUCCUGAUGGUUAUGUUCAAGCAAAGGUCGCAUCUGUGGCUAGUCAGUUGAUGAAAAGGGGUUGGCUUGAGUUUAUGGUUGGAGAGAAGGUGGUUUUCUUUUAUCAGGUGAACAAGGCCAUUGUGGGUGCUGAUGGCAUAGACAUGCAGUUUGCUGGAAUAAAAUUCCUUGAAUCAUUGCUAUCAGAAUUUUCUCCAUCUACUUCAAGUGCAAUGGGCCUUCCAAGGGAAUUUCAUGAGCAGUGUAGGAGGUCAUUUGAACGGGAGUACCUGAAGACAUUCUACCAAUGGACCCAAGAAGCUGCCUUAAGUGUCACAAACCAGAUUAUUGAAUCUGACUCUGCUGUACCUGAGGUUAAAGUUUGCACUGCUGCACUGGAUCUCAUGCUUCAAAUCCUGAAUUGGGAUUUUCGUAGCAAUAACAGUGACACAAAACUAAAUGUAAAUGUCUUCUCUUCUGGAGUUAGACAGGAUGGGGAUUCUCUCAAAAAGUCUGAAUGUCACGUAGUGCAGCCUGGUUCUGAAUGGCGUGAUGUGUUAGUUUUAAGUGGUCAUGUUGGAUGGCUUUUGAGUUUAUAUGCAGCAUUGAGGCUGAAAUUUUCACGCGAAGGAUACUGGAUUGACUGCCCUGUUGCAGUCUCUGCUCGAAAGCUAGUUGUACAAUUUUGUUCUUUAACAGGGCCUGUAUUUCUUUCUGAUGAUAGAAAAAUGCAUGAGCAACAUCUUCUGCAGCUCCUAUCUGGGAUAAUAGAGUGGGUAGAUCCUCCUGAUGCUGUUUUAAAAGCUAUUGAAAAUGGGAAAAGUGACAGUGAGAUGCUUGAUGGCUGUCGAGCAUUAUUGGCCAUUGCAAAUGUAACAACUCCCCAUGAUUUUGACGGUUUGCUAAAAUCUAUGAGGCCUAUGGGUACUCUUACCUUUUUGUCAAUGUUGAUGUCUGAAGUUAUUAAAGUCCUCAUGACUAGUAACACAGAAGAGGAGACUUGGAGCUGGGAAGCACGUGACGUUUUAUUGGAUACUUGGACUGCCAUUCUAACGCCAAUAAAUACAAUGAAUGUGAAUGCUUUGCUUCCGCCUGAUGGGAUAACAGCUGCUGCUAAUCUCUUCAGUUUCAUUGUAGAGUGCGAGCUACGAUUGGCUUCUGCAACAGCAUUUAAUGAUGAGGGCGAUUCAGACUAUCUUCAUGCUUCUGUAUCAGCCAUGGAUGAAAGGUUAAGCUGCUAUGCGCUUAUUGCAAGAGCUUCUAUUGAUGUUACAAUUCCUUUGCUCCUAAGAGUAUUUUCCGAGCGGGUUGCACGCCUUAAUCAGGGCAGAGGCAUCAUCGACUUGACUGAAACAUUGGAAGAACUUUAUUCAUUGUUGCUUAUUAUCGGUCAUGUAAUUGCAGAUGAAGGGGAGGGGGAACUACCAUUGGUUCCUAAUACGAUACAAACCCAGUUUGUUGUUGAUUUCGUUGAAGCAGAUAGGCACCCUGUUAUUUUACUUUCCAGCUCAAUCAUAAAAUUUGCCGAGCAGUGCCUCAGUCCGGAAAUGAGAGCAUCAGUUUUUAGUCCGCGACUCAUGGAGUCAAUUAUAUGGUUCCUUGCAAGGUGGUCUCGUACAUAUUUGAUGUCUUCUGAUGGGAUUGCGGAGAAAAUAUUAGAUUCAGGUCAUCAUCACGAGCAUAGUUCAAAAAAGACUUUGCUUUGCUUCUUUGGAGAACAUAACCAAGGGAAACUUGUUCUUGAUAUUAUUGUUCGUAUAGCUUUCAUCACACUUACAUCUUAUCCAGGAGAGAAGGAUUUGCAGGGACUCACUUGUUACCAGUUACUUCAUUCUCUGGUUCAGCAAAAGCAUAUAUGCAUCCACCUUGUUACUCUGAAUUCAUGGCAUGAACUAGCAACCUCAUUUUCCACUGAAAAGACUUUGAUGUUGUUGGACACUGCUCAUCAGCGAUCUCUUGCACAAACACUAGUUCGUUCAGCUUCAGGCAUAAGAAAUUCAGAGGCAUCUAGUCAGUAUGUAAGAAAUCUCAUGGGUCCUAUUGCAACAUACAUAGUGGAGAUAUCUAGGAAGCAUAAUUUUAGAAGCAUUGCCCAACAACCAGAUAUUCUCCUUUCGGUCAGCUGCAUGUUGGAACGGCUACGUGGAGCUGCAAGUGCGUCUGAACCUCGGACACAGAAGGCUAUCUAUGAACUCGGAUUCUCUGUAAUGAAUCCCAUUCUAAUUCUUCUUGAAGUUUAUAAACAUGAGUCUGCAGUUGUCUACCUGCUACUUAAAUUUGUAGUUGACUGGGUUGAUGGACAAAUUACAUACUUGGAGGCCCAAGAAACUGCUGCUGUCGUUGAUUUCUGCAUGCGUUUGCUUCAGCUGUAUUCAUCUCACAAUAUUGGCAAGAUAUCACUAAGUCUGUCAAUCAGCUUAAUUAGUGAGUCUAAAACAGACAAGUAUAGAGAUUUGCGUGCACUUCUUCAACUUCUCUCAAGUCUUUGCUCUAAAGACAUGAUUGAUUUCUCGUCAGAUUCGAUUGAGGCCCAAGGCACUAACAUAUCUCAGGUGGUUUACUAUGGACUUCACAUGGUGGCCCCAUUGAUUUCUAUGGAACUCUUAAAAUAUCCCAAACUUUGUCAUGAUUAUUUUUCUCUCCUUUCACAUAUGUUGGAGGUUUAUCCAGAAACAUUUGCGCUACUAAAUAGUGAAGCCUUUGCUCAUGUACUUGGAACCCUUGAUUUUGGUCUUCACCAUCAGGACGCAGAUGUGGUUAGUAUGAGUCUGAGAGCUCUGCAAGCUCUUGCUUCUUACCACUACAAAGAGACUGGUAAUGGUAAUAUAGGCUUGGGUGCUCACACCACGGGUCUUAAGGAUUCAAGUGGGAAUGUUCAGGAAGGUCUUUUGAGCCGUUUUCUUCGUUCAUUGCUGCAGCUUCUCCUUUUUGAGGAUUAUAGUUCGGAUCUGAUCAGUGUUGCAGCAGAUGCUCUCCUUCCAUUGAUCCUGUGUGAGCAAGGCCUGUAUCAGAGAUUGGGGAAUGAAUUGAUAGAGAGACAACCAAAUCCAACACUCAAAACUAGGCUGGCAAAUGCAUUUCACACACUAACAAGUGCAAAUCAGCUUUCUUCCUCCCUGGAUCGAAUAAAUUACCAGAGGUUUAGAAAAAAUCUUACUAGUUUCCUAGUUGAAGUUCGUGGAUUUCUAAGGACAAUGUGAUCAACUGUGUAUGGCUUGUAUUGUAUAAAGCUUCCACAGUGGAGUUGGGAUCACUACUGAUUAAGCCAGCAGCUGAAGAUAAACGUAGAGAGCUAAUCUCUUGGCAUACAAAUUAUUUGGAGUUACUCCGUGUCCUAUCUUCACUUGGCUUUCCUCAGUUAUAUCAUAUAUCACUUGGGUUGUUUGAAAAAGUAAAAGCUUCUUUUUUGUUUGUCAGAGGCUAUUACAAAAGUAGAAAAGCUGCCUGAAGGUCUUAGUUGCAAUUCAAUGACAAUAGUUGUCGAGGCACAUUCUUUUGUGGAAAAAUGCAUCCUUGUGUAGAUAUACAUUACUAUCACUUAGUUUUGCAGGAGCCUCGCAUUCAAUGCAACUUUUCAUGUUUGUGCUCUAACGUAAAGGCUCACAAUCCGUUCAGAUCCGUUAGAGAUACUAAACCAUUCCUAUGCUUGUGCAAACUUAAACUUUCACGGAAGCUCAUUCUUGAGAAGAUCAAAAUGCUAGAGUGAUUUUCUUCACACAAGUUUUGCAAUUAUGUUUGUAGAAGUAUACAUAUGGCUCCAUCUGUUUUGGUGUGUCUGCAUCUUAUGUUAAGAUCUUGCACAUCAACAUGUACAGUUACGUAUGACUGUAAAUGCAAUUGUCAGAGUGACAAUCAUGAAAGCUCAAUCUUCAUUUAGCUCCAUUCUUUUA